AUGAAGAAAGGUCGAGUGAACUCGACGAAUUUGCCGGCCACAGUCCCUCAAACUCGACAGACGUUGAGUCGAAGAUUCCGGACAGGAUCAACGGCCAAUUUGAGUACAACAACAAGACCCAGUUUGGGCCCAUCGCCCAGACCGAGUAUCAGACCAGCACAAUCCUUGACUAGUUUGAAGGGUGGACGGAGUAAAGUGGACAUUCAGACUACGGUACGUUCAUUUUGAUGUAAUUGGGGAUGAACCACUUUCCUUGAAUGAAUAUUGCUUUUCUGUCUUCUCCUUGGUAGCAAGCCGAGAGUAUGUACUGUGGUUUUGUGGUUGGUCACGUAAAAUCAAUUUUAUGAGUUUCAUAACCCCGUCAGAUGUUUCAAUUUUGUUUACAAAACAGGCUUUAAUAUCCGUUUUCCGUCUUUUAUGACCCAAAUUACGGGAAUUCGGACUAUCCCCCUCGCCGCAAACGCAUUUGCAUCGCUUAUUCGGAACUUCUUGAUCACUAAUAUUCCUAAAUCUUCUUUCCGAAUCUGUUUCUCAUUCCUUCUCUGAUUUCUAUUCGAUAUGGUUUCUCUGAGUUCUCGAAAAGGGUUGAUCUGGCCAAGCAAAGUGUCGAGUAUUCGAAGUUUUGGAGGGAAUGAUGUACAUAAUAAUGAAGAAGCAGAGAAUAAGAUGGGAUUGAUAGAGAGAGGAGCGUUCACAUUGAAGAGAAGGUGUUCGACUGAUAAAGGAGUGGUUCUCCGGAAGAUUGACAACAAAAAAAGCGGGGAUUUGAUCAAAAAUAAGACCAGUUUUAUAAACCUCUACGAUAAAUACAAGAAGUACGAUAGCGUCAAGAGCUCUACAUCCACACCAAAAGAGUCCAUGCAGAUCAUCAGAAGGCCUGAUAGAUUAUCUCCAACCACGGUGGAAAAAGUUGAGAAAAAAUCGAAGCCAUCUCCGAGAAUGGAGCCAAAAAAAUUGCCGCAACGAACGUCUGGACCUCGCCGGAUGACUCAAUUGGGCCGCAAGAGAUCCCUCCCUAUUCGAGUGAGUUCCAUUUUCCUCGAGAACCUUGUUAUUCCUUUCACGGUGACUAAAUGGAGUUUGCUUUUCUUUGGGAACACAUUAAGUUUCAAUCAGGAGAUGUUAAUUUAGUUAAUGUAAAUAGAAAGUUAAUUAUGUUCUACUAGUUGAACUCAAGGUUUAUUAGAGUUGGUUUGAUUUUUGUAUUUUUUCUGUUGUCGUAGACUUUGUUUUGACUGUUUCCCCUGGAUUUUUCUAAUCCCCCAUAAAUUUGUCGCUGGCAUGCCUCAUCCGAACUGUCAAUUACCCUCCGCUUUAUAGCCCGAGUAAUAAACACCGUUUCGGCAGCAUAAAAAGCACAAAUCCCUGGAAAAUUACCUUUUAUAACUGUCCAUCUGCUCUUGCUUCCCCAGAUCCCAUAUUGAUCAUUAAAAUGCCCAAUCCCCUCCGGCUUCCUUGACCUUUUUAUAUAACUGAUCCGUGAACGGCGGUUCAGUGGGGGAUUGAUUUAUCGAGUAGACUUCGAGGGAAAGGAGGAACAAACUGUUUAUUUGUCCGGAAAAGGGCCGAGGUAAUGGAAUUGGAGGGUCAAAGGUUACGUGAGGUCUUGUGGCCGUGAGAGCUUAAUUGGCAUAAUGGCUUACUUUUAUGUCUCAAUUAUUCAAAAUAGGUCGUAUUUUACUAUGAUGGAUAAUGUAGCAUAUGCCCGAUCUCCCCCAGUCCUCAUAAUCGAUCCUGCCAAAGUUGUUUUUAUUAAAUUAAUCGGUUUCUGUGCGAUUAGUCACGGUCUCAUGCAAAUUAAUCAUCGAACGCGCGAAGCUUCGGUUCCAUUACCUUGACUUUGAUCUUGAUGGGCGAUAAGUUUUGGUAUCGAGGCGAGAAUUAAUUGGAUUCUGCUCCGGAUCUGAAUUAAAUCGGGUUUGGAGUUUAUCGGAAUAGCCGGUAAUGCUUUGUGCAAUGUGAUAGCUCAGAGUGCAGCUGCUUUAUUUUUUCUCUGUCGGGGUGACGUUUAAUGUCAGGGUGUAGAUUACAUUGAACCAUGAGAUUAGACUAUUGUUGAGAUGACAUGAAAUCCAAAAUCAUCUUGUUUCGCCUUUCUUUUGUGGAAUUUGUUGUCGUUUAAAAAGUUUUUUUGUAAAAGAGUACAAAAGAAUCGAUCGAAGUAACUCUCCCGUGAUUUAAUCCUCUUCUCCAGAAGUAGUACUGUCUAUUUUUUAUUUAAAUGCCCACUUUUCCCAGAUAUGACAAGUAACAUUUAAUUCGAGUUGCCCUGAGGGCAUCUGGCUCUAAGCACGAGCCGGACAUUCAAAUUUCUUUUUCGGAGCGAAUGACUUUCGAAGAGAUUACUCCAGAUUUGUUGUUUUGAGAAUAGAAGGGGAUCUUUUGUGAUCUUCAUCCCCCAUAAAUGACCCCUGUCAUUUUACGCAACUACUUCUAUGACUUUUUUCCUUUUUUUCUGGCUGUUUUUGGUCUAAUUUGAAUAGAACCCGGACCUAAGUCUAAGACAAAGGGUAUCACAGAACGGGACGCAAUUUUGAAACCUUUGAAAUUCACCUUUCCGAGUCAUUUUUCACGUUCCGCAAGCGUUUGUUUACAUUUUUUAAUAAGAAACCGUUUCUUACCCACUUUCCAGUGCAAAUCUCGGGCCUUCCUUUGUGUUCUUUUGUAAUUUAUACGUCCGAGACCUUUGCGAAUCAAUUUUUAAUGGAAUCCUGACUUUUUUGAGAGAGUAAUGACCUUGUUUUACAUGGCCGAAAGUGGUCCUUAGGCUCGAAAAAAUGGAACGGCGCUUAAAUCGACGGAGAUUUGUCGAUUCAGAGGAGCAGAAUCGUUGGAUUCUCGAGGAUUUAGCACAAUCUACUCGAAAUGUAAGUUUGUUUUAAGGAUUUUCAAGAACGAUGACGUUCUUCGUGUGGAAUUCAAAUAGUCUUUUCUGAGAUCCGACUUUCUCGUCUCCAUUUGUCAUAUUUUUGCGUUGUUGCGCAAUAUUUCAAUACCUUUUAAAGACCUGGGAAGUAACGUUUUUGAUGUGAUUGAGAGGCAUUUGGCCCUAUUCUCGGACGAAAGGGCCCUGUGGAGACAUAUCCCACUUUAAUGGCCUUCAUUUUCCAAUUUUUUAUGCAGCGGCAUUACAUUUUUUAAGGGAAAUAUGUCAAAUCCGCUUCUGUUCAAGAAGAAAAGGUCUUUUUGAGGAUAGAUUUAUGUCUAAAGUGUAUAUUGAGAGUACAUUGACCUCUAAAUAAGAGUCUUAUGGCUAGUCGGAUAGGGGUUUUGUCAAGUCUACCCUGAAAAACGAGCUAAACAAAUGCGUUUUCGCCGGCGGAGACAUAAGAUAUUUUUCGAGAGGGCAAAAUUUUCGAUCAGAUUCCCUCGUCGUUUUUAUGCCCCCAUCGAUUUUUGUUAGUUUUGAGGCCGAAAACACGAAGGGAUUAUUAUAAAACGCGAUUUUUGGGUAGAGAAGCGGCCAAAUCCUCUUUCCGUCGGAUCUUUUUUUUUAUCAAAUCGGAUCCAUUUCAAAAUUUCCCCACUCUUCCUGCAGGAGAUUUUCGAAGAGGUUCUUGGACGUUUGGAUAAAUAAUACAUUCUCCAUCCCAUAAAACGAUGGAUACUAGCUUUUAUUCAACUACCUCUGGAGACGACAUCCCUCCGGUUUUACCUUCACCAUACAGAGUAAGUGGAAGGUUGUAAAAUAAUGUUUUAUCGAAGGGAAGAGGUCUUUACAGCUCUGUCUGGCGGGAAUAUUUAUAGUUAAAAGUUGUUUUUUGUCCUUGACAAGGGAUCGGCAAAAGCGCGCAUCCUGGUUUUUUCUUGAAACAUAUACCAUUUGAAAGAGCGUAAAAAACUAGUCUAGGAUCACCUUUUAUUAGCUGCUAUUUUUGCUCUACGCCCUAGCUAGCGAGCAUUUUUUAAAAAAUCCCGGUUGGAUUUCACGACUCUUUGCUUCUGAACGGCUAAAAAGAUUCAAUACUUACUUUUCAUAUGUCCCAUACGUACCUAUGACGUCCAACGCUUCACCCUAUGCCAAAGAAUACACACUUUUUUCCGACCUUGAGAUACCCAAGUCCAUGUUCACAAUGUGUCAUCACGCGAUCUUUUAGGUCGUGUAACCCAAUGCAACAUAGCGGGUAGAAAACAUGUAAACCGUUUUCAGACUCAAUUUUCACGUACUUUCCGUUACUGGGCUUAAUUCGUAAAAAUCUGAAAGUCGUUGAAAGUUCCAGCCAUAGAAGAUACCCACUUCAAGGGCAAGUACUACAAAUUUGAAAGAAUUUAAAAAAUCUCCGUUUUUUCUUAAAAAACUACUCCGAUUAUACCACAAAUGUCUACACGACACUCAAACACUAUUUCCAGGCCUUAUUUGCUUUGCAAUAUAAAGAAAAUCAAAAAAAAAAAAUCAAAAGAGGUUUCGAACCCGGUUCGCAGGUUCGCCUCGUUCAGCGCCUUACCCCACUAGGCCACCGAAGCACUGCUGCGCUGUGCUUUGGAAAUCGUUCGGAUUUGUUUCCUCGGAAAAAGGGUGAGAUAAGCCUAGAACUAAAUAAUGCUCGCUAGCGAAGGCGUAGAGCAAAAAUAGCAGCUAAUAAAAUGUGAUCCUAGACCAGUUUUUUACGCUCUUUCAAAUGGUACAUGUUUCAAGAAAAAACCAGGAUGCGCGGUUUUGCCGAUCCCUUGUGAGAAAUGUUUAACAAGAAAAAAGGAAACCGUUUGCUUGUUGAUUCAUUUUAGAACCAAGGCUGAUUUUGGUCCGAAUAUUGAUUUCCUCUUCAAGGUUUUCCAGAAGUUUUCUGCAGGUCCGCACAUUUGUUUUUAAUCGAGAUCUUUAUUUACCUAGUCAGAUAUCAAUGGGAUUUUUUCUGAAAUCAAAUAUUAUAGUUUGGAGCUGAAAUAGGACUUUCACAAUUGUCUAAUGGGAUUGUUUGAAUAUGCAAUCGGUUAGUCGCCGUGAUGUUGGUUAGUGUUGUUAGUCUGUCAAGUGCUUUUUCUUUCUGGUUCUAAUGGUUCAAGACCCUUUAUCUCUCGGAAUGACCGUCAAAGAGCGGAGGACUGCGGAGAAACCGUUUGGUUUCGUCAUUUCCGGUUCGACCGUCUCCCCGCUUCCCUCCAUUCCCAACAGUUCUUUUUCUUCGCAUCUUUCCGAAUCUACCUGACCCCCUUGAACGAGCAGGAAUUAUGUCGCGCAGGGUCUUUAAUUAGGCCGGCCUCCCAAUUGCACAUGGUUUGGUUCGAGGAAUCCCGACUUUAUAUUUGAGUUGAAUUACGGAUAAGGUUAUUGAUGAUUUUAUGAUACCCUUGGGCUACCUGGACCCUUGAAAACUGCAUUGUCAUGGUGUCUAUUUGCUCGGAAUAACCCGAAUCUCGUAGACUCGCGUUCUUUUCAUCUGCUGUUCGUAUCGUUCUUCUUCUUUUUUCAUUGGAAUUAGGAUAGGUUAUGUCUUUUUGUUCCCUCAUUAUUCUCUGCGCUCAAAACUUGGAACAUUACGGUAAUUUUUCGUUGUCUUGUCUAACGGUCCGAGCUCAUCGUUUUUCCAUCUCGAUUCCAUAAGGAGUACCAUCUCUCAGCUUUUACGAUCAUAUUAUUAGAAAGGAAUCCCUAAUUGGAUCGCUCUUACAAAGGAGAAGACCUUGAGGUUACUAAGGGAGAGGCCGUUCGCGUUCCGAAGCAUCCAGAAUUCCCACUGCGGGUACCUUGGUCUCUGUCAUCGGAUGUUUUUCUUUGGUUUUAUUGUUGUCCGAACACAACGCAGGGUUUUACGGACUUUCCUCGUCCCGAGCCAACAAUCUUUUCUACUUUUCUUCGCUGUUUUGUUUAAGCCGAAACAGUUUGAUAGGGAAUACGUUCUCUUUGUUUUUCUGUAGUCAGAUGAAAUAUAUGACUAGCACUUUUUCAAUUUUGCAUAGAAGUAGUGUAAGCUUUUCAGCUUUCCCGGCGUUCUCCUCAUAAAAACCCUAUCAGUUGAGUACUUCGAUUACUGAUAAGCGAAAGAGCGUCGUUUUGCAAACGCUUCUUCCUGUCCCAUUCAAUUUUCUAAAAACGUGCGAUCUGAGUGUAAUGAGAUAUCCGAAGCAGAGGAGUAACGCCUUUCUCUAACUCCAUAUUGUAAUCUCUCCUCUCGCUUUUUUGCAGCGAAAAUAAUUCCACCGGUCAGCGAGAGUUUUGUCAGAACUUUGGGUGACCAUUUCGUUGCUUUCCCUCCGGCGGUUUACAGUGCAUAACAAAGUCGAUUGUUCGGAUUUACUUUAGUAUAUGGAUGUUUUAUAGGCGGGUGUAGAGAGAGUAAACUUUGUUUUCCGGUCGAUUAAGUCGAUCUAUUUUCGAGAAUUGUCGGUCAGUUUCAAAGUGUCUAAUUACGCCUUUAUCAGUGACUCGUAAAUUGAGUGUGCUAAUUUAAUGAUUCCUAGCUCCAAUUGAGUAAGGUGGCGAUGGCUUUGGCGGGACUGAUUGUAUAGUAAAAGGGUGUUCGGAGUGACUAUUAUCACAGGUUAGCCGUCAUUGCUUGUUUUGAUAGUAAGAACGCGUUGUGUUUUGAUGUUAGAAUACAUUGUAAUGAUGUUUACCGUUCUAUUUCACCAUAUCCUUCAUCUCCUCAUUUUUCCAACCAAAGGUGCACGAACUUGGCUGAGGUCACCUUUUUUGUUUGUCGGUCUCCUACUUCGAAUGGCCAAAAAGGCCGGGUCAUAUAGCCAAGCAGGCUUAAUAUGCCGCUCAGAGCUCUCUCUCUCUCUAAGGACCGUUUUUCUACAAAUUGCGCUUAAUUAAGUAAUUUUCGGUAACACGGUUUCGAAAUGCUCUGAAUAGUUUAAAGAAUCUUUUGUUGUUGGGUUUUUCUGAUUUUCUGAGGGUCUGAAGAAUGGUAAUGUUCAAUUCUCCUUCAAUUUUGACUGUGUUUAACCUCUUUUCUACCGAAAAAUCAGUUUUGUUGGAUAAUUGGUAGCGUUUACAGUCUUGACCUUUUUUCGUUCGGGGCUGUAAUAAAAGUUUUCGAGUUGGAAAUCGGAUUCGAACUAUGCUUUUCUCAAUUUUUAUUAUUUAUUCCAGGUUAUGCGACCUUAUUCUUAGCAUAUAGUAAGCCUUCUCUGACUCAUUUCUAACUUUCUUUUCUGUGAAUCAGAGUCUUUGUAGGCUUGAAUAUUUGAUUAAAGCAGCUUUUACCGGUUUCCAGUCCAAUUAAGAGAGGAACGUGAAUUGAUUACGAAAAGCCACCCAAAACAAAUCGGAUUUUGUUUUCGACGCAACGAAAAACGUUUUACGAACUCAUGACAGUGAUUUUAUCAGCGUUUCCAUUAUUCAUUCUGUGAUUUAUGACAGUUUAUCACCUGCGGGGUGCCAAACCCGCGAUUUAACGUCGAACGGCGAGAUGAAUCACCUCAUUUCAAGUCUUCCGAAAAAGGAAAUCCAAUCGGAAAAAGUAGGAAACAGCUUGAGGAGAGGGUGAGGUGAUCGGUCGCCCCUUCCAACGUGCUCCUUCUUUUUUUAUCGAUGACGUAACCAUCGAUUUUUGAAGUCGUUAAUUCCAACGCCUCAAGGCUUAACGUUUCUUUUGGCAGAAGUUACGUUUCCCGGAACGAAAUGGGUUUAGAUACGGGGUUCAGCAUCGGAUUAAAAGUGAAGUUGGCUUCUAAUUUUGUGGGUUUUAUAGGUUCCGCUCUCUGUGACCUUUGUCUUCCUGAAAGUGCUUCGGCUGACAGGAUAAACUCGGUAAUUUGCGGUUUUUUACAGGGUUUUAAUGGUUUACGGGCUACAUACCGGAUUGUAAAUAGCAAAUAUAAUGAGGAAUUGCUUGUUUUUUAGUGGUGUUCAUGAAAAUUGCGGGAAAUUUUAAAAUCUUUGGUUAAAAAACACCUGCAAAUUGUUUGAGAAAGGUCGGCUUGUUUCAUUUAUUCGUUUGAUAUCUUUUACACCUUUUUAUGUUCUAAACCUCCUCUUUUACCUGGCCGCAUCUCGGUUUGCCGGCUUUUCCUCUUUUCCCGGACCCUCUUUUUGUUCGCUUUUUAAUCGCCAUUGAAUUCGAGGCAAAAAAUCGAAUAUUCCAAUCAAUUGGAUCUUGAUUUUAUUCGAUUUUAUUGUUUACUGCGUCUUUCUUGCCCCCAUACCUCCUCUUACCUAAACGUGUUUGUCAAGAAUUUUUUAUUCGAUCUAAAGACUCCUAAUUUUAAAGGGAGAAGGGUAGUAUAAGAAGUCAUGUUCGGCUCGGAAGUGCCGGAAACCACUAUUUUCUAACAUCCCAGGUUGAUUACUAUAUUUCAAUCGAAUCGAUCUACUCUAAUAUGGUGAGUUUUGCAAAGGAUUGUUUUAAGUGCUCCUGACGGGUAAAGUAAUAUUUAUUUAAAGGGUUCUCCGUCUUUUCACGUGUGUGUUUUCUGAAGCAGAUUGCUUUUUAAAAUUGAUUGGGUUAUGAAAUUCAUAAAAGCAAAAGUAAACAAGAAAAGUGGGGUAAAUUUCAAUAUUUGGAUGACAUAAUUUAAUGUCUACUUUGUUUAAGGCCAAACUCGAACGAGUCCUCGGCUCAACAGCAUGCUCAAGUUCGAUCUCAGUCGACCCCACUGCCGGUCUUGUCGCUUAUCCAGCAUCCUCAACAGUCGUUGUACAGAAUCCCCGAGCUCAAGCCCAGGCUCAUUUCAUCUCCUCAUCCAAGAAUAACAUCACAUGUCUAGCAUUCAGUCCGAAUGGUAGGUUCUUGGUCACUGGAGAGUAUGGAAAUGAGCCAAUGGUCAGAGUCUGGGAGAUCCACAAGGACGGACAGAAAGAAAGCUUUGGCCAGCAAGUUGCCGAACUCAAAGGGCACAGUUUCGGGAUCAGUUGUGUGGUAAGUUUUUUAUGUUUCAGCAUCUUACUGAGGAUGGAAUGUUCUAUCAUUGUUUCGAUAACGUUUGACGGUUGAAUUAUAUCUGUUAUGUUUUCAGAGGUUCACUCCAGACAGUAAUCAAGUGAUAUCAGUUGGAAAUCAGCAUGACAAAUCGAUUACAAUAUGGGAUUGGAAGAAUAACCGAACGCUGGCGGAAUCUCGAGUGACAUCUCAAGUGAAUGCCAUGGAUAUGGGCGAUACUGGAAAAGUGAUUGUCACUGUUGGAUGCCGUCAUGUGAAGUUUUGGCAUUUGGAUAAUGACAACAAGGUGUUGCAAGUAAGAUUGUGUUUUAAAUGAUUUUUAAUCUUCGGAACUAAUGUUAUAUAACUGAAUUUAAUUUCAGGGCCGAUCAGCUAUCCUGACAGAGCAUCGAAACAACACUUUUGUCGAUGUUUGCUGCGCUUCUAACAACCGAACUUUCACCAUUACAGUAACCAAACUUCUGCUCGAACUACACGAUAAGAAACUUGUAAAUACAUUCGAGUUACAUCAUGAAAUUCCCCGUUCUAUUUGCAUGGGAAAUGGACUUUUGUACAUGGGAUUUAACAAUGGAACCAUCAGAGCAUUGAAUCCGGACAAUAUGGAGGAGAUCGCCAUCCUCCCGAAACCUCAUAAUUUGAGGGUGGAACUGUGCGAAGAGAAGCUUUCUGAGACCGUAGACCUUCAGUAAGUGCUGUUUGACAUGUCGUAUACUUUGCAUCAACUGUUAUUGUGUUUUAUUGGAGUUUGAUUUAUAAUUUUUACUUUUUAGGUGUCCCGACGUCCAUUCUAUUGUUUAUCACGAGAAAUCCCGAACCCUGAGCUCUUUCUACAGUGACCGUUCCAUCUAUCACUGGCAGAUUGGAGAAGACGGCCAGGUCUUCAAAUUAUCAUCGCAUCUCUUCCACGUGGGUACUGUAUAUGAUGUGGAAGUUGUUAAUGUAAACAACCCAUACUUUCCUGUGGGUACCUUCUUCACGGCUGGUGCUGAUGAAACAGUCAGGGUUUGGAACGUGGAAAAAGAACAACGAGAAGGAAUCUUGCCCUCAAAUAUGUUUUCUUGCGAAUUAAGAAAGAUUGUGUAUCUGGGAGCUGCUGGAUACGAAAGCUUGACAGAACAACCGGAUAGUACGUUUGUUUUAUCGGUUUAUGACAGAUAUGACUAUGCAGAUUCGUUACGUCGAAUUUCAGAAAAUUUCGGGGCCAUUGCAUCAGAUAUGUUAGACGCCACGAAUGGAAUUAGAUGUCUAAAACUGAAUCCUCUUGGAGAACACCUAGCCGUGGGGUCGAAAAAUGGAAAUGUCUCGUGAGUUAGACAGUUAGACAUUUAAUUUUUCUUUUUCAAAGUGAAUUAUGGUCAAAUUUUAGUGUUCUUGACCUCCGAACACCAGAAAUGUCCAAGAUCUGGGAAUGCGAAGCGCAUGACAAUGAAGUCAGAUGCCUCGAAUACACUGAUCCCAGAAAGUGCGGAGGCCGACAUUAUCUGGCGACUGGCUCCAGAGAUAGACUGAUCCAUAUCUUCGAUGUCAAUGAGAACUACAACUACUUGGCGAUCAUCGAUGAUCACCAGAGCAGCAUCUACAGAAUACUGUUCAUACCAUCAGCUACUGGUCUGGAGAUGGUCACUUGCUCAAAUGAUAAACUGAUAGUGGUCAGAAGGCUGAACCAAACGGCUCCAGACACUCCACCCACAUUCCACCGCAUAACUCAACUCAAUAUCACCGGAGGGCCCAAUUAUGUGGUCACUACCCCCGAAAAUAAUCUCCUGGCUGCAUGUGGAGAUCGGAAACUUCAUUCCUAUUCAUUAAAUGGGAAACUAAUCAAGUCGGUGAAGGGAACGCUUUGUGAAGAGGGCAAUCUGACCAAGGUCGGUUCAGGAUUUAUAUAGUUUAUAAUUGUUUGGGGACAAUUGCGUGAGAGUUGAGGUCAUGUUUGUAUAAUAGAACAAAUUCUGCGCGAAAAGAGGUCACUCUAUUAUGAGUCUGGGUAUUUUAUUCUUCUGGGAGAGUUUGACGGGGGUUUUUACAAAGUAGGGAUGUUGUUUGAUAUGGUUUUGAUAUUGCUUAUGGUGAAUAUAGUUAUGUAUAGGUAUUUUGUUGUUAUUGAGGUAGAAAAAGAUUUGAUAUGGUGCUAAAUUGAGUAAUAAUAAAUAGUGUCUGAUUUCAGCUUGUUCUUGACCCCUCUGGAACAUACGCGGCCACCAUUUGCUCUGACCGUUAUGUGUAUAUAAUUGAUGUUGCCACUGGAGAAUGUGCCGCUGUUCUGUCGGGGCAAUCUGAUACUGUUGCCUCUGUUACUUUCACAGCGGAUUGCAGGUAAUCUUUCGUAAUUUUUUGCAUUUUUUUUGUCGUGGUGAAUAUAAUUGCUUUGAGAUAACGUCGUAUAUGUGUUUCCAGACGCCUGAUCCUCGUCUCCUUCAGCGGCUGCAUAUUUGUUUGGCGCCUCUCAAAUCUGCUGACCAAACGGAUGCUCGCUAAACUCGACCAGGACCGGUGAGUGCUUUGAAUAUUUUAUGUUACGAGUGGGAACAAUAGAAGGCGAAAGGGAACCGGCCUCGAAUCCCCCUCAAAUGUCAGCACUUUCCCACUGAUCGCGGCCCCUAACUAUAAGUGGAUCGGACAGUCGGGAGACCGGCAUUUCGCUUGGCAUUUCAUAUUAUACUAGGUAUUCCGAACUCUGAGUAAUGGCCUACGAAACACAAGUAGUGGGUCUAAUGUUGGGGUAGGUGAAAUGUCAAAGAUUUUUAGGUUCGCGAAGGUCAUAUGGGUUUAAAUUUGAGAAUCUUAAAUGGAAUCGGUCGGUCAGCUCUAAUUACAGGUUGUUUGGAUACCUUAAGACCCUUUUUAGUAUUCCUUAAAAUGCCUUAAAAGGCACGCUCCCAUCAUCCUGCUGAUUUGAAAGAGGAAAUCGAGGGUCAUUUAACCUAAUUUCACUGCCUCUGGCAUUGUUGUUUAUCUGAUCCGCGCAUAAAAACUGCAGGGAUUCUGGCAGAUUCCUCUUGAUUUUGAAGGCUGCCGAAGAAGAACCGUGUUUUUUUCUAGUUUUUCUCUCAUAAUAUCGAAUUGGGCACUGUAAAUGAGAUACGGGUUUUGUUAGGGAUCGUCAAUAAUGUGUUAGAAGAAUAAAAGAUGGUUAAUCGUCCAUUGAAUGUGUCUAAGAUGUUAUUUUAGUUUUUUCGCUUUCACUGAUGUCUAAAAUUGAACAGACUUUGCGUUUUGAAUCGUUUCACAUAGGUUAGACCUUAAUUUAGAUGAUUUUUUGAGAAAAAUAGCUGUUAUUUAUAGAAAAAUAGCUGUUAUGAAGAUAUUUAUCACUGAAAAGUGCGUGUUCUUGUUGAAAAUGAUUUUUUUAGAAGCACAACCCCUGACAGCCUAAUCGAAAGCGGCUCGGACUCGGCUUCGGCGAUAGCCAGCAAGAAAGAACAUCACGGAUCCGAAUUUGGAUCAUUGAACAGUCUUAACGUCGCCCAAGACGACGAUCUGGACUCUGGUGUUGGCCUGAGACAACCAAAUCUCUGCAAAGUACAAGCUGAUCCGAACACGUAAGUUGAUUUUGCUUAUAAUGAUAGUUUUAUUCUGAUUUGGGUUUUGGUCAGUUGAAAGUUGAAUGUGAGAAAAUUUAUGUUGAUUACAUGGGAAUGCUGUCAGCAUAAUUAGUCACGAAUUACGCAAUUAUCCGCUUCCUGCUUGUGGUAUUUGAUUACCUAGCCCAGAUCAAUCUAACUCCUUCCUGUGCUCUAUUGGAAGCAAUGGACAGCCGUCUUUUUAUCGCCUCCGAUUUCAAAAAACAUCCAUCUUUUGGCCAUUUUUUAUCCAUCGGAAAUAGUUUAAAACCGGGUCCCCUUCAUUUCCCCACUGAUGGGCGCAAAAGUCUAUUCCUCAAGGGCCUUGAGGGACUUGAGUUUAAGUGGCCGGAAGAUGACCGUCAUGUUCAACAUCGCCUAUCAUCAUGAGCAUCGCUCCUAGCUGUUUUUUUCCGAUCCAAUUAUCGAGUAUUCGAAUAAUUUUUGAGAUUUUGUUGGAGGGAAUGUAUGCUCAGCCUUAUGCUCCCUUAAUUUCGGCUUCCAAGACUCCAGAUGUUGUUUACCUUUUGAUUAUAUGUUGGGGAAUUGGAAUGCAAGUCCGCGAGGAUCUGAUGCCUCAUUUGAGACGCCUAAAAGCGCAUUCCCAAAUGAAGGUUCUCAGCUCGUCGCCCUUUUUAUAAACGGUCGCCGGUGCGAUUUCAUAAAAAAGAAAUUCCGACAAAAAAGUUUUGAUUUUGCCUUCAGGGUGCGACGAAGACGGGUUUACAAUCCAACUGAUGGUUUGGAUGCUGCUUUUUUUAAGGUAGAACAGGGAGCUGUAGGGCGUUUGCCUUGUUUCUGAUUGAUAUUGGGGUAUUUGGACGGAUUUUUUGAUUUAUUAAUGUUUAAUUAAAUUUUUUUAAGUUUUAUAAAGUAGUCAUCUUUUUGCUGAAAAGCUGGUUAUGGGGGUGUCUUCUGUCGAUAUUUUUCCUUAAAAAUCGGCUGGAGUUUAUCGAUUUGUUAACUGAUUUAUCAGUCCUGGAAAUGAUCUGAUUUGUUAAAUUACCCGACAAACUAGAGCCUAUUGAUCAGUCCGUCGAACUCAGGUCUCCUUUCUGUUUUUGCUGCAGACAUUAAUCUAACCCCAGCCGUGAAAUCGAAUAACCCACGGAGUUUAGCCUUUGAGAAACGAAUAUUUUUAUUUGCUCGGAUUUUUGUGGAAAUUGUGUUUGUUCUAGCCACCUCCCCCUCGCUCUUCUCCCAGCCUUCUUCUAACAAUAAUUUCUCGCGCCUAACCCCGGGUCCGGCAAGGUCGAUGACCCAGGUUCCAUUGAGUUUGGUCCACUUUUCUCAAGGUUUUUAUUGUCUCCGAAGGAGAAGAUUGUUUUUCUUUUUUCCGAAAUGUUUGGAUUUGGAACGGGUCUUAUUGCUGUUAUCAGUCAAAAUUAUAUCGUAAAAAGUAUCGGAAAAGCGGGGAAUUAAACGUUUUUAUGAUCUGAAAUGUCAUAAAAUUUUAAACCUUUGUAAAUUACUCAAAGAAGUCGAUGACAUUAUGUAUUAAAAUUUAAAUUUUUUAAGUCUGGGAUGAACGAAAUGACUCAUCAUUGUAUAUUUCAGGACCUUCAGCAUCAGCCGAGUGAACACCGAAGUGAUAAGAAGAUCUUCCAGUAAUCUCGCAGCCACCUCAACCGGCGAUCUGCGCCCUGAAGGUAAGAACAACACGUUCCAAUGUUCCUUGCAACCUAAUCCCGCUCGAGUGUUACGCAACAACGUUGAGUAAUAUCGUUCGAAAUCUGCGCCAUUUCACGUCAGCUCAUGUGGGGUGUUUGGGUCAUCUUUUUUUCUUGGUUUAGAUCCCCAUUUUAUCCGAAAUCGCUCGUUUUCUGGCGAUCUUUCCCUGGAUCGGCGCCUUUAAUCUCCCAAAAUCUCUGACCCGAUACAAAAAAGCGCAAUGUUUUGGGAAGAGAGAAGAACCCGGUGCGAACUGACAAUAUUUCAACUUAAAAUUGCAAAUGAGAAUCGCUUACUGGGGGAAAAAAUUGGUUUAAUCGAAAUUUUUGGAGUCGCGCAGGCAAUAAAUCUUGGGAAUUCCUUUGGAUUCGACGCUUUUUUCAUUUGGAAGUCAAAAGUUUCUGUUUUAAAGCGCUAUUUUAUAGCUUAGAAUCGUUGAAUUUUAGAGGGGGUGGCUUGAUUUUACAAUGUUUUGGUCGCACGUUUAAUUCAUGCUCAAAAUGACUGUUAGGAAUUCCGAUUUACGUGAUGAAGAAGUUUUCUCGAUUUAAACUUUAUAAACAAUCUUUUAGCUGAGCAAGCACCAGCCAUGUAUCAAGCCGGUGCCAGUGUUAUCAGUCCUCAAGUGCCUCAGGGCUACACAACCUCAAGGUCAAUGUCUAAUAUUCAUCGGACUGCGGUUUCCCCGCAAAGAGCAAGGAGAAGGUGGAAUGUGAAUCCGAAUGAAACUUAUGGUAAGAACUCUUGAUACUGUUAUAUUAUUUUUUUUUGAUGAAAUUAUAUAGAAAACGAUGAUUUUAGAAAAAGAUAUUGAAAAUUUUUGAUGAUAAAAGCUGUUGAACCGAUGGAAAAUAUGUAAUCUGGUUAUUUUUGCCGAAUAUACAUCGUAAACAUCUUAAGUCUUCUUUUUUAGACGCGAACUCUACUUACAAUUAUUCGAAUGGGACCCUCCCCUUCCCCACUCAGCAGAAUCAAAUUUAUGCCCAACCUCAACUCCCACCGCAACAAUUCAAUCAAUCCACUCCGAACUCGAGAUAUCGUAAGAUUUUGCGUGUUUUAAUUUCUUUCCGAGAGUUUAGGGAUCAGUAAAACAAAGUCAGGAGGGCGUCUUUUUGAUGUUUUGAAUGGAAAAUAAAGUUCUUAUAGAGUGUCUAGGCUAAAAGUGAUGUCGACUGGAAAUAAGAAGUUUUGGCAAUGUUUAUUUUUUGUUUAUAUUAUUUAUUAAAGUCUUUCUAUACUAAAAACUAUUAAUUUCAGCACAAAUGCACAAUUCCAUGUCGAUGAACGGGAUCCGGCAAGCUGUUCCACAACAAGAUGAUGGUUAUUUGAUGUCCUCAACUCCCAAGAACUCUCCUCAAACAAAUCCAUAUCAUCAGAGAGUAAUCGAUGGACAGUUUGAUAGAAAUGGAAGGUCCAGGAAUUCCAUUUCCAAGAGAUAUCUGAAUGGAUCUGAGAAUCAGGAUGGAACUACUGUCUGGAAACCCUCACAGCUGAAGCAAAGACAGCCGUCAAAUCUAUUCAGUCCAACACGACAGUCCAACUUGUCUCCACGAAGACGUAAGUAUAACUUUUUGAUGAUUAAUCUGCUUUUUGGGAUGCUUAACAUGUGUAAUAUAACGUAAGAUGAUGAAAAAACGCUUACUAAUAUGAAUAUUGGUUAUGACACCUACGUUUUUCGGGGUUAGUAGUACGUUUUUUGCUUUGAUUUAUCGGAUGUUUAUGGUUGUCGAUGUUAUUGCAAAAUGUAAAAGUUCCAUGUGUUGUGCUAACUAUGAAGUUUAAAUUAGGUAUUUAACAGCAUUGUUUUGUCACUUGACAGUCCAAUUAACAUCUUUGUUUUCUCUCCUAUGUUACCGUGCUUCAGAAUCCCUAACAUCGUCGUCGUCCAAAUCCUCCUCAUCCCGAAUGUAUCAACCCCGAGUCCCCAAUUUAAAUCAAUCAUUGAAUAUCAACGAGUCUUCGCCAAGCAGGUUGGCCAGCCGAGUCCUCAAACAACGCCGCACCGCCGUAAAUGAGAUUAACCAAGGUUCGAUUGAAAAGUGUUCGUUUUCUGCUUUUGUGAAUUUUUGUUUUUUUCUCUUUUUCAAGUGUAAUUUGUUUAAUUAGCUUAAUGAUUGCGUUUGGGAGACUCUUACAGUUACGGUUUUGUGGGUAAUUGUUUGAUUCGUUUUGUUUUUUCGUUUGGCUAGGAAUUCCGUUUUUUCGAAAGGAUACCCUAUUUUGAGUGAUUCUGUAUUGCUUUUUAUGGUCUAAUAGUUUUACUUUAGAUGAAUCCUCGUUUUCCAAUAUGACCGCAUCUGAGACCCUCCGUGCCCUCCGGUCACGUUCUCAAUCUCCCUCUACUCUGGCUCUCCAAUUGGCUGAACAACAAAGCAGAAAACUCUCGGCAACUCUUCAGCGUCGUCGAGAUUCGGAUGCCAGAAGUGGCCGAGCGACUCCAUCUUCGUCCAGAGCUAAUCUAAGAACCCAAUCCAAUCUGGGCAACUCGAAUCAGGCUCUGAAUAAGCUGGUGGAGAUGAGAGAUCAACUCAAGAAGAGUCAGGACAACUUACUUUUGGUUGCUGAUGGACCUGCAGGACCUCAAUCUUCCGAUGGAAUCAUGGCCAGAAGUAGAUCCAUUGGGAAUCUGAGAAUGAGUGCAGCUCGACCAUCUCCUUCAAUCAACGUGGAUGAUGGGUAUUAUGGAAGUCAACGGCAAAUGACUCGGAGUGUCAGCUCAUUACAUAACACCUCAACUUCUCCUAACAGCUCCGAUUCUCCACAUCCGGACGAGAAUAAUCUCAGAAGUCAAUAUGGAAAUGAGAGAAGACGAUCAGCUAUGACAGCAUCUGUCCGGAAUUUGCAUAAAAUGUCAAAUCCAGAUCUGGCCGAUGAAGUUUUUGAGGAGAAUGAUAAGGUGGAGCAGUUCAAUGGAGGCAGUGGAGCUUACUAUUCAGCGACAUUACCCAAAAACUUGAGGAAAGGAGCUGUUCAGAAGAGGGUUAGUUGUUGAAUUUCGAAGAAUAAAAAUCGGAGUUUCUUAUCUUUAAAACUACUUUUUGUUAUUUUUUCAAUUAUUUACAGUCCAAAUUUUUAAUGCUUUUAUAACUUUCAGUUGGAAAGAAGUAACCCUCGGCUCUUCACUCGCCUAGAUCAACAAACGACAAGUGGAGACAGUGAUUCCAACGCUUCUGACGCCUCUCCUUAUAACAGUGUUCAACAACGGGCUCAGCUCUUCCAACAAAGGGCAACCCCGAAUGGAACUCAGUUCAGAUCUGUGAGCUCGGUUACUCCAAAUUCGAGGCCAAUAAUUGCCAGGAAAGGAGGAAAUUAUCUGUCCAGAUUGAACCAGCCAGAGGAAGGUCGGGAGGUGGAGGAGAGAAAUCCAAUUGUUGAGUUGAAUGAGGUCGAUGGAAUCAGCGCCAAUGCGAAAAGUAAGUGUUGGGAGAGGUUAAAGUUAUAGAAGUAGUAAGAAGAGUUGGUUUGUAUAUUGCACCUAAAAACUAAAAGUAUUGGUGAUAGAGAUGAGUAGUAUGUAUCUGGUACAGAGCGCUCUUUGGUCGGCAAAUUACGUUUCUCGGUGAACGGCUCAAAUUGUCCUCCAAAGAUUUAAAAAACUGCCGUUCCUCCUAUCAGGAAUCCCUUUGACGGCGCUCCCAUGCCGUUCACAAGGUCAAAAUUCCGAUCAUGUGGCAGGCGGAAGAGUUUUUAAUUAUACGCAGAUUUAUGAGAAGGGAGAAUAGAAGAAGGGGACGACCAGAAGAAAAGGAAAUGAGGCACAUCUGCCCAGCCCUUUCUAAACAUUGGUUUUCCUUGGCUCCGAACUUUACUGGGAGAGCCAACAAGCCAUAAGAUGACGUUCCAUGACUUUACUUAGUCAUGGAAAGAAUGAGGAGUGUGGUUUUGUAGUAGAUGGAUAUUUCAUGUGGUCCUGUGACAUUGCCUUGGUUAUCCACCAAUUAUCUUCGUGGAUUGUGGCAGGGAUGUCGGCGAUUGUUUUUCAAGUGUCAUUAUUAUAAAAUCUGUUUGAUUGAGCACCCGGAUAGCCCUUACGAGCAUUUGUUCGUACUCCUGCUUGAUUUUCAGUUGUUGUUUCUCCUCAAACCUGAACUAUUAUCCUGUAAUCAUCACCUUCUCACUCUGAAUGAACAGUUUUAAGUCCAAAGAUCUGACAGGCCCUUGAGUGUCGGCUCAAGGCCAACGAUCUUUUCCUCUUCAUGAGAUGCCCAAAAGUUGUUCUUCCUUUCCUUUUUUCCUCACUCACCUCCAACUGAUAAAUGGCCUCCUCCUUUCUCUUCAGCGGCCUCACUCAGAUCGCAUACAAACUUUUCCCAGAAAUAUGUCAAAAGAGGUCCUCCGACCUCUACAAUCUCUAAUGCGGCCACUCUCGGAAUGGGGGUGAUAAAACAGACCCCUCUCCACUAUGGUUUUUAAUGCUUCUCGAAAUAGUUAUUGGUUUUGGAGGUUAUCCUUGAUUGAACAAGAGCUGAGCCUGUCUUCAGAGACACACGCUUGUUGAGUCAGUCUGUCUCUUGAUUUUGAUUUGAGAUCUGGUUCGAUUGGAAGUUUUUGGGUUUGAUUGUUUGGGAAGUUGGAGUCGGUAUACUUACAAUCAUAUUUUUUAAAAUGAGAAUCUGCCAAAAAAUAAAUCCAAUCUUUCUUUAUUUGUUAUUUAUCACCAGGUUUCAUGGUAAUGUCAGAGUGUCUUUUGUUUGAUCAGCUGGUGAUCCCCAAAAACCUGAAAUAGGAUCCCCCGUUUGAUCGUUAAACGGUUACCGCAGUAAGAGUUGCAUUCUGCGUGGUUUUGAACCUCCUCGAUCGUACUUUUACUAUUUCGUUUCUGCAGGCGUUACGUGAUUGGCGAUCAAAUUACAAUUCCGUUUUUUGCAUCCAGCAAAGUUUUUUCUUCUUUUUCGCAAUUACUAAAGCCCUUUUUCUCACCGGUAGGAACAUGGCUUUAAUUAGCAAUACUGAAUAUCAAAUUGUAUUCAAUUGCUCCACGAUAUUAAAGCGGGCUUAAUCGAAGUGUUUCAUAGCCUGAACUCCCCAUUUAUAGGGAGUUUUGUAACUAGCAAAGGGUUUGUAUUCUUUGUAAAGAAGCCCGAUCCAAGAUCCUCUCCCUCCUUCUCCACGUCAUCUCAUGUUCUUAUGAUUCUUAUGAUCGUCCUUCCUCUUUAUUUGGCUGAUCAUUUCCCCGGCGUUUGUUUGCGUGUGCAUGAAUAAGGUCGUCCCUCAUCUUUCUUUUCCUAUUUAAAACCCUUCUAAGGACCAUGUUGACCCAUCUCCGUCCCUCCACCGCCUCUCCUCAACGCCGUCAGGUCAAGUUCGCCGAAAUGCCGGAGGCACUAAACCCUCAAGCUUACAAGAGGCCGAUCUCCCCGUCAUCAUCAUCGACGUCAUCAACGAGCUCCACGAACAAAUCCUUUAUUAAGAGCACCCACAGCUCGCUAGCGACUUCUCGUCGACCUCCUGCGGCUCCGGCUCCAAGACCGGCUCCGGUUUCGAUCCGAUCUUUAAGUGCCUCCAGCCAGAGGGAGCGGAGGAUUAAACCAGUGCAGAAACCCCGACUUCACGCUCAGAUAACUGCUCUGAAUAAUGUGACACGGGUCUCCGUACCAGAUACUAUUCAGCCGUUGAAUCUGGAUAUUGAUGAGCCUGAAGGUACCGCGGUUUUAGGGCUAAAAUUAUAUUAGUCUUUACAAGAGGUUAUGUCUUGGUUUUUAUGUUUGUUGAUUUUGUUUUCAAGCUCUAUGGACCUUGAUAGGAACACUGCCGAAAUGUUAAUUUACCCUUAAUGCAUUUUGAUGAACCAGUUUAGCCAUUGGUUGAUUAGGUUCCCCUCCUCCAUUGGAAAGGAAAAAGCAUUUCGAAAACUAUCAAACACUAAAAUUGGGUGCUAUAAAAGUUAUCUACAAUAAAUAUGGUCGUUAAGAUUAGUGUUAGAGAGGUCACUACCUAUUAUUGAUCUUUUAAAUGCUUACGCUGUAUCUUUUCAGACAUGUCUCUACACGCCCAAGAAUGCAUCGAACAGAUGACAAAGUGCUGUGACAAACUGAUCCAGGCCAGCCAGAUGGUAAGCACUUGUGAUUCGAUUUCUUAUUUAUGGAGUAUUGGUUUCAGAACUUAUUAUAUAAUUAUCACAAUUUCAGAUUGAAAAAGAUGGUUCAAUUACUGAUGCCGAACGGGAGAAGAUCCUCAGACCCAUCUAUAAGGCAAUCAACCAGUUUAAAGGUCGAUUGGAGAGCGCAUUGCCUGAGGGCAGAACCUUCUCCGAUAUGACCAAUGUCACUAAUGCUGAAUCGGGGAGCUAUCGGGGAUCGGGGUAAGCAAUUUGAUGAUCAUUUUUGGCAUGUUCAAAGUUGUUUUUUGUCAUUUAAUGUUAAGGUUUCUAUGAUCUUAUGUGGUGUAUUAUUUUUUAAUAUAAUUUGUUCCUUUCAGUCGCCCGUCCAACAUUUCCAACGGAUCCCAUCACGCCCAAUCAGCAGCCAACUCCUCAGCGCCACUCGAGAUCAACGAAGACUUCUUCAAAACUCAUGGUGCAAAAAUAAUGCAAUUUGUACAGGAAAGCAUGUCCCGCAGUAACUGA
Messenger RNA from Bursaphelenchus xylophilus (pine wood nematode), 20621 nucleotides. NCBI's taxonomy places the organism in Eukaryota, Metazoa, Nematoda, Chromadorea, Rhabditida, Aphelenchoididae. The record is from the annotation of a GenBank genome assembly.